GUGCCGCCACAGCCUGGCCUCGUGCGCCCGGUGCCGCACCAGCCUGUGCCACCACAGCCCAGCCUCGUGCGCCCCAUGCCACACCUGUCUACUCCAAUAUCAAAUCUAGGUUCCCCUUUAACACUGGCGCAGUGCCAGGUUUCAUCUGGGAAGAUUCCCUGUGCAGAUGCACAAGGACCAGCUGCCUGUUACCAGGUUGGAUGCUGUUAUAAUGAAUAAGACCAAACUGUUCCAUGUUACUAUAGCAACACAGUAUUUCAAGUUUUCUUCUGGAGAAUCCUGCCUUGCUUAAAGUUCCUCCUGUGAGAAAAUCAGUGGAAGACAACCUUUCCAAAACAAAAUCUAACGGGAGGCUGCUGAACUGGAAUUCAUAUGCAAAUUUGACUCUGUCAAGCUGGGACUGAAUAGGGACUAUGAAUGGUUAUCACAUUAUCACAGUCACUGUUCAGUGCCUUCAGGAUGGUCACUUCGUCCUGGUUGUCUCCAGGCAUAUUUUGGACUACCCAGUUAUCCUUGAUAGUGUCAGGCUGUCUUAUGCCCAAGCAGGGUGUGAUCCCAUCAGGAGAACAGAGGAUUUCCUAGUCUUCUGCUUCCCCCUAACACAGUGUGGUACAACAGUACAGGUGACUGGUGGUAGAUUGAUAUAUGAAAAUCAGCUGGUAUCUGGCAUUAUCUUAAAUGGGCCAGAUGGGUCUAUCACAAGAGACAGCACCUUCAUUCUCCACACUUGCUGCGUCUACAAUGCCACUGACUUCUUGCCAGUCCAGGCUGAAGUAAUCUUGCCUCCCACCCCAGCUCCAGUUUCCCAGAUGGGACCUCUCCGUCUUGAACUGCGCAUUGCUACAGAUGCCAGUUACAGAACCUAUUACUCAGAUGGAGAUCAUCCUGUGGUGAAGGUCCUCGGGGACCCUGUGCAUGUGGAGGUUCAUGUCUUGCAAAGAAUUGACCCAUUCCUGGUUCUGGUUCUGCAUGAAUGUUGGGCUUCUCCCAGCGCUAAUCCCCUUGAGCAACUACAGUGGCCAAUCCUGGUGGUUGGGCACCCAUUUAACACUGGAACGAUGUCGAGUUCUGGGCAGGAAAAUCCCCUGUGUACCUAUGACCAAGCUACUUGCAGUCAAGCUAGAUGCUGCUAUGAUGACAGUGACAUCAGUACUCCUUGUUACUAUGGUAACACAGUCACUGUUCAGUGCCUUAGGGAUGGCCACUUCAUCCUGGUUGUCUCCCGGGACAUGUUGAACUUCCCAGUUGUCCUUGACAGUGUUAAGCUGUCUUAUGCCCAAGCAGGUUGUGACCCUGUCAGGAGAACAGAGGCUUUUCUCAUCUUCCACUUCCCCCUGACACAAUGUGGCACAACAGUCCAGGUGAUUGGUGACAAACUAAUUUAUGAAAAUCAACUAGUCUCUGGCAUUGAUAUCCAAAAUGGGCCAGAUGGCUCCAUCACCCGAGAUAGCACCUUCAUGCUCCAUGCUCGCUGCAUCUACAAUGCCACUGACUUCUUGCCAGUCCAGGCUGAAGUAAUCUUGCCUCCCACCCCAGCUCCAGUUUCCCAGAUGGGACCUCUCCGUCUUGAACUGCGCAUUGCUACAGAUGCCAGUUACAGAACCUAUUACUCAGAUGGAGAUCAUCCUGUGGUGAAGGUCCUCGGGGACCCUGUGCAUGUGGAGGUUCAUGUCUUGCAAAGAAUUGACCCAUUCCUGGUUCUGGUUCUGCAUGAAUGUUGGGCUUCUCCCAGCACUAAUCCCCUUGAGCAACUACAGUGGCCAAUCCUGGUGGAUGGGUGCCCAUUUGAAGGAGACAACUACAGAACCCAGCUGGUGCCCCUGGGGCCUGCUUCAUCCGAGCUGCCUUUUCCAGCUCACUACCAGCGCUUCAUAAUUUCUACUUUUGCAUUUGUGGAUUCUGGUUCUAAACUGGUACUCAGUCAGUUGGUAAGGAAAUGUACUCACCAGUGA
Messenger RNA from Eublepharis macularius, 1952 nucleotides. RefSeq names its product zona pellucida glycoprotein 1 (gene ZP1). Lineage: Eukaryota; Metazoa; Chordata; Lepidosauria; Squamata; Eublepharidae. Gene Ontology annotation, molecular function: structural constituent of egg coat; acrosin binding. Gene Ontology annotation, biological process: prevention of polyspermy; binding of sperm to zona pellucida. The transcript has 13 exons. Bases 414 to 1952 code for a protein of 512 amino acids. The record is from RefSeq and is a predicted model, not a curated record. Gene Ontology annotation, cellular component: egg coat.